CCCCGAUACCACCUCAUCCCACCUCCCCCGACGCCACGACACCCCCUUAAUUACGCCUUCACACGCAUCAGCUGGACCUCUCGCCAAUCAUGCCGCCCAAGCGCAUGACGGCCAACCCGGUGAGGCCGGCUCGCCACCGACCGGGCAAAGCCACCCUCGACGAAGACUCGUCCUCCGACGAAGAUGCUGCCAGCGAAGACGUCCAAGCCGACGAGGAACGCACCAUUCCUCCACCACCCAAGGCCACAAGUGCAGGCAGGAUUGCCAGCACCAAUCUGCGCAAUGUCGACCUCGCCCAGCGGCAACGGGAAGCAGAAGAGAGGAGGCUAGCCAGAGAAAAAGCCGAACGACUCGCCGCCGAACAAGGCUUCGUCACGGAGGGGGAAGAGGAAGAGGAGCAAGACGGAGAGGACGAAGAAGAAGCAGACAGCGACGAAAACGAAGACGAAGAAGAAGAAGAAAGCAGCAGCAGUGAAGAGGAAGCCCCGCGCCGCCUCAUGCUCCGCCCGAAAUUCAUCCCCAAAAGCCAACGCGCCGCCAUGGGGAAACCGGCACUCACGACCGCCCAAUCCGCCGAAGCCGAAGAAGAAGCCCGCAAAGCCGAAGAGGCCCGCCGGCAAGCCCAGCGCGACGCCCUCGUCGAGGAGCAGAUCAAGAAGGACCUGGCCGCCCGCGCCGCCAACCGGACGAAGAAGCACUGGGAAGACGCGGACCCGACGACGACGCGGGGCGAAGGCUCCGACGCAGCAGCCGGCGGCUCCGACAUGGACGUCGACACCAGCGACGACCUGGACCCGGAAGCCGAGGAGGCGGCCUGGCGGCUCCGCGAGCUGAAACGCGUCAAGCGCGAGCGCGACAGGCUGGCGGAGCGGGAGGCCGAGAUCGCGGAGCGGGAGCGGCGCGACGCCCUGACGCAGGAGGAGCGCGACGCCGAGGACGCGGCCAAGAUCGCGCGCCAGCGCGAGGAGAAGGACGCGCGCGGCAAGAUGGCCUACCUCCAGAAGUACUUCCACAAGGGCGCCUUCUUCUCCGACGAGGCGGCCGCGCACGGGCUCGACAAGCGCGACCUCAUGGGGUCGCGCAUCGCGGACGAUGUCAAGGACCGGAGCGUCCUCCCUGCGUACCUCCAGAAGCGGGAUAUGACCAAGCUGGGCCGCAAGGGCGCUACCAAGUACAAGGACCUCAAGACGGAGGAUACGGGACGCUGGGGCGACUUUGGCGACGAGUGGCGCGGGAGGGACGGGGGUAGGAAUGGCGGCAGGUUUGACGGCCGCUUUGGCCAUGUCGACGAGCGCUUCCGGCCUGAUGGCGGUGGCGGCGGGGCCCUCGGUCGGGGCGAAGAGGACAGGAGCGGAAAGGGGUCCAACGCUAUCCCGUUGGGGGAGCGCAGGGCGGGGGCUCCUGGCGGCCGGGAGAGGAGCAGAAGCCGCAGUCGGGAUCGGGAUCGUGGGAGCCGAGGGGACACCUACCGCCCUUCAAAUCGCAGUCGAGAUGCGGAUCACAGGCGGAGAGGCAAGUCGAGAUCAAGAUCAAGGUCACGGUCAAGGUCACGGUCAAGGUCGAGGUCUCCACCGAGACGGAGAAGAGACUCGCGGGAAGACCGGGACCGGCGGAAACGGAGUCCGUCUCCUGGUAGAGACAGGGACGGAUACCGUGAAAGUGACAAGCGGCGGAAGGUGGAUGUACGUUGAGUCGUGAAAAGGACACAGAAGAUAUCAUAAAUGUACAAUACAACACUGCGAGCGCGGGAAGCCGCUUGCUCUUCGAUUCUAGAUACCCUUAUUGCACCGACCUAAAGUGACGAACCAAACU
This is a messenger RNA of Sodiomyces alkalinus F11, 1812 nucleotides long. RefSeq lists its product as hypothetical. Gene Ontology annotation, cellular component: U2-type spliceosomal complex. The record is from RefSeq and is a predicted model, not a curated record. Gene Ontology annotation, molecular function: RNA binding. Lineage: Eukaryota; Fungi; Ascomycota; Sordariomycetes; Glomerellales; Plectosphaerellaceae. The transcript has a single exon. Gene Ontology annotation, biological process: mRNA splicing, via spliceosome. The coding region runs from base 90 to 1691 and encodes 533 amino acids.